CCCCAACAGCUACUGGUGAAGGGCGUGGAAGAAGGCCACAAGGAAUGGGUAGACAGUGCCCUCGCCUCCGGCGCCAAUCCCAAACUGGAAUUACCAGAGGACUAUCCCAUUACGUCUCGAGGUUCCCUGCUGGCACUGACAGCUCUUCGAGGACAUGACCAUCUGGUACCUGUCCUCCUUGACGCUGGACUGCACGUAGACGACGGUGGGAGGUGUGGGUACACACCACUUCAAAUUGCGGUACAUUAUGGAUAUGACAAGGUCGUCGAUGCCCUCAUGAAGGCAGGGCCCGAGCUCCCAAAUGUCAACGCCAAAGAUAAGGAUGGUGUCACCUCGCUUCAUCUCGCCGCUAGAAAGGAUAGGGAGUACAGCGCCAAGGUCCUAAUAGCCGCUGGGGCCAACCUCAACGCCCGAGACAGCAAGAAGAGGACACCUCUCCACGUCUCGGUUUUUGGCAAAUCCACGAGGAUCAUGAAACUUCUCCUCGAUGCUGGUUGUGAUGUUCAUGCACUCAACGAAAUGGGUUUCUCCGUUCUUCACAUUGCAGCACUCUGCGGGAACGAAAACGCCGUCCAGGAACUAAGGAUGGCGGGGCUUGAGGCGGAUGAGGAAGACGCUACGGGUCUUACCCCGGAACAGGUGGCAGAGACCUGGGGGAGCCACAGCACUGCCUGGCUCCUUCGAAAAAUGCCCAGGGCGUCGCGAGUUGCCCCUUCCGCUUCAACUCAGAUCAUGAUGCGGAGGAGUUGGGACGAAUACGAAGUUGAGGGACAAAAGACUUUAACGUGGGUGAAGGAUGGACUGGCGUACCUCUUGGAGGCUAACUCUCCUGUUAACCGUGACCCACACUAUCAAGACGCUGCCGGCUGGACGCCGAUGCACUGGGCGGCUCAUCUCGGUUUAACUUCAACCGUUCGAGCUAUUUCAAAAUCCUGCUCUUCAUAUCAUGGGGCUGUAAACUACGCGGGUGACACACCAGCCCAACUUGCUGCCACGGCGGGCCAUACCUUGCUGGCGCAGGAACUGUCAACAAUGGCCGUGGUGAAAGAGAAACAAUCGCCGGAGGAACUUUACUGGAAACUGCUCGUCACCAUCAGUACCAACGACGACUUGGUUAAAGCCGUGAAACUGCUGACCGCAGGGGCUCCACUCCAGAUCACCCAAGACAUCCAUUCCGAAGCCCUAGUCCUUGCUGUCAGCUGUAAUAGACCACGUAUAGUGACACUCCUGGCGGCUGCGGGGGCGCCCCUCACCACUAUUAGUAGUGGCCUUUCCCUCCUCCAAGUAGCUUGGCUAACUCCUGAUGUAACUGUGCGCGUCAAGGUCCUUGUCACCAGGCUAUUCCUGAACACACUCCAGACAGAACAAAAUCGUAUACGAUCUGAAGACUCUGUCCUGAGGAAUGGAAUUGAUCACCUCUUAAAGAGCUUGCGAGGUGAGACGCCUUGGCUGACUUGCUGGCCUUACAGAGACAAAGCUUACGGCGACCUGACCAACCUCCUGGUGCUCGCCGCUCGCAACAACUGCCCUCUCACUGGUACAUUCCUCAGGCUGUGUGGCGCUAUGCCUUUCAACAGGAACGACCAAGGAACGACUCCACUUCAUGCUGCCUUGGAAGCUAACCAUCUGGGUAUGGCAAGGUCGAUAAUGCGGGACCUCGGGGGGUGUCUUUACGUGGCCAACUCCGAAGGGAAGUUCCCAAUCGACCUCCUUCCGUGGGACAUAAGACAGCAGCUGGAAGAGGCAAGUCGUGUGGAGGCCCUCAGAGCACUCAAGCCACUGCCGUUCUCUGCCUUCCUCACCGACAGCUUUGGGCGGGAACAUUCCUACUUCAGAAUCUCCCUCACAGAAAAAUGCAACCUGAGAUGCCAGUACUGCAUGCCUGCGGAGGGUGUGAACCUGACCCCAAAGGACAACCUGCUCAGCGCCCCGGAGAUCAUCAGGAUAGCACGGCUCUUCGUGUCCGAGGGGGUGGACAAGAUCAGGCUGACGGGGGGGGAGCCUAUGGUCAGGAAGGACCUCACCAGCAUUGUCGAGUCCCUGGCUGGGCUGGGCGUGAAGCAGCUUGGCCUGACCACCAACGGGCUGCUUCUCAAGAGGCGAUUGAGGGACCUGCAGCUGGCCGGCCUCACGCACCUCAACGUCUCUCUGGACACACUCAUCCCGCAGAAGUUUGAGCUGAUCACUCGGCGCCGGGGCUGGGACAGGGUCAUGGAGGGCAUCGAUGUAGCCCUCGACCUUGGCUACGCACCCGUCAAGAUCAACUGCGUGGUGAUGCGCGGCAAGAACGAGGAAGAGCUGCCGGCCUUCCUGGAGCUGACCCGGUACAAGAACGUGGACGUGCGCUUCAUAGAGUACAUGCCCUUCGAUGGGAACAGGUGGGUGGACAAGAAGAUGGUGAGCUACAGGGAGAUGGUGACCCAGCUCCAGCAAGCCUUCCCCUCACUGGCCAAGAUCUCGGACAAGCCCAAUGAUACUUCCAAGGCCUACAAGGUGCCUGGGUUUGUGGGUCAGGUUGGCUUCAUCACCUCCAUGUCGGACAACUUCUGCGGCUCCUGUAACAGACUGAGACUCACGGCCGACGGCAACCUCAAAGUGUGUCUCUUCGGGGCGGCGGAAGUCUCCCUUAGAGAUGCAUUAAGGAACGGCUGCACUGAUGAGGAGCUGCUGGAGGUGGUUGGGGCAGCUGUGGGGAGGAAGAGGCGCCAGCAUGCAGGCAUGCAGAACUUGGCCAAACUCAAGAACCGUCCCAUGAUUCUAAUUGGAGGAGGAGGAGGAGGUGAUUCAUGGUUCGGUCCUCUCCUCACAGCCCCUCCUCACAUCUCUCCUGGCCACACCACACCACACCACACAGCCCCAUCCACCACACCCCAUCACAGUCUCAACAACACAUCAAACACCAUCCCAACCUCACCUCACAUUCCUCUCACCACCCACCACCACACUACCUCUACCACCUCUGUACCACCACACCACAGCCUCGACACCACCCUUCACAUUCCAGCCACCACUGCACACCACCACAGCAUCACCAAACACCAAGCUCGCCUCUUCCACACCACCACCACCGCCACCUUUUGUCAAGAUGCACCACACGAGGGACAGCACAAAGGCAGCACCCGUUCACAGGAGUCUCAGGAACUUGUAACAGAAGCGCCAGAUCACAAUGCACUCUUUUGGCGUCAGUUUGGCCACCACCACCAGUCUGAAAGUGACCUUGAGAUGGACACACAAGACCACCAGACCCAGAGCAUGAAGGCAUGGGACUCUACAGCUAACAAAAUGGUCACACACACUAAUGCAAGCCUCAAAAACACUGUAGAAAGGAGUGCAGAGGGUCAACCAUAUGCCAGUCCAUCCAUGCCCCAACAUAAGACAACAAGAAUCUCCACCCAGUCAGGCCCUCACGGCAGCCUCUCCAGCACCCUAACACAUGUCAGCAAGUCAGGGGAGGCACGCAUGGUGGACGUUAGUGGCAAAUCAGUAACCCGCAGGCAGGCCGUGGCGAGGGCAGAGGUCGCGUUGGGUCCCACGGCCUUCCGACUGGUGCAGGAAAAUAGGGCGAAGAAGGGAGACGUGCUGGGCGUGGCGCGUGUGGCCGGGAUCAUGGCUGCCAAGAGGACGUCUGAGCUUAUCCCUCUGUGCCAUCCUCUUCCUCUUGAUAGCAUUGAGGUGAAUCUGAUGCUGCGAGAAUAUGAAGAAGAGGAGAGCGAAGAAGAACGGAGAGUUAGGAGGAAAAGAGCAGCUACGGAAGGGAGGAAAUAUGAGGAAGCAGAGAAUAGAAGAGAACCAGGAGACAGAAGAGAGAAAGCACUUGACGAGAGGGAAUAUAAGGGAGGAAAGAGCGAAAACACACCUGACGAGAGAGAGAGUAAGGUAAAAGACAGCAAAGAACAGGAACUAACAGAAGGAAGAAAACGUGAGGAAGAGAAUGAAGGAAAACCGACGGAAGUAAGGAAAAAUACACGCAACAAGAGAGAGCAAGAGGAAGAAGAAAGCAACAAAGAACUGACAAAAGGGAGAGAAAACACACCUAACGAGAGAGAAAAAAGACCCCGCCCCGUACAUUUAGUUAUGAUCGAGGUCAAGGCAGUGACCAGCGGGCGGACGGGGGUGGAAAUGGAGGUUCUGGUGGCGGCCUCCGUUGCCGCCCUCACCGUAUACGACAUGUGCAAGGCCGUGUCGCAUGCCAUCACCAUAUCCAAGGUCCGUUUGGUGGCCAAGUCCGGUGGCAAGAGGGAUUAUAAGGCGGAGGUGUGAGGUCAUGAGAUUCGGUUCCAUUAAUUUUUGUGUUAGUUGUUUGUGUUGAAAGUGUGUUUGUUAUUGUUUUGUCAUUGAUUUUUUUAUUAGUGGAUGGUGGCAAAGAGGGAUUAUUAAGAGGCUGAGGUCAUGUGAUUGGAUUCCUUGUUUGUUUGUUUCUUAUAUUUGUUUGUUACUUGUUUGUUUGUUUGUGUGAUGAGUGUUUUGUUUUUUAAUUUUUUUGUGUUCCUGUUUUUUGUUUGUUUGUUUGUUCCUCUUCUUCCUCCUCCUCAUAUUUUUUGUGUUCCUUUUUUUUCUCACUUCUGUUUUUUGUUUUUAUCUUACUAUGUUUUGUUUGUGCUUUUUUUUCUUCUUUUUUUUUGUUUUUUGUUCUUUGUUUUGUAGUUUUUUUCCUUUCUCACUCAUUUCAAUGUUUGUUUUGUUUUGUUUUUGUGUGCGUUCUCUGUAGCGUUCUUUAUUGUUGCUUAUUGUUCUUGUUUUAUUAUACUCUGCUAUUCACUCAUUCCAUUAUGUUUUAUGAGAAUUAUUACAUACGAUUACUUGUACUCAGUCAAUAGUUACCAAUUAUGAUUACUUAGUGCUUAUGAGAUUGCUCUCCUUGCAUUAGUAUCAGCACCAGAUAGAGCUACCAUUGGGGCCUGGUGCUGCAAGUAAUUCUGGGAAAACACUAUAAUUGUUAUAAACACUAUUAGCUAUGAAAAUCUUAAUUUACACACAUCAUGCCUGGGCGGGUGGGCCCUGGUGCUGAGAUAUCAGCUCUCCCCCCCCUCUCUUGGGCCUUGGUUAUCAUUAUUAUUUUCACUGUUACUGUUGAAAUCCAUGAAAGGGCAUUAAGGUAAAAUAUAUAAAUUGCUCUAGACCCAAACAAGUCCCCUUGAUGGUGGAUAUAAAAAUUAGACAAAAAAUAGUUAUAAAAAAGUGACAGUAAAGUAAGAACAAACAAUGUGGUUCUGUCCCAAUGAACGUGCCUUGAAAGACUUUGUAAUCGCUGUGAUAUAAAAAAAAUGUGGCAGGAGUUGAGUAAUACUAUGUCCUGCGUGUGUGUCAGUAUUAGUAUUAAGUGAACUUAUUUUCUGUAUUGAAUGAAUGUCUGCUACUUAUUAAGAGGAGCACAGAGUGGCCAGACUUAAAAGGUGAAGGUGAAGUUUGCAGUGCUGAAAGUGAGCAAUAAGUGUGCAGUAUUGGUGCUCUCUCAUGGUCAAAGGAAAUGUAAAUGCAGCCAUACCUUGGUUUAUGAGCUCAAUUCGUUCCAGAAUUUCGCUCACAAACCAAAACGAACAAUACACAAAGAUCGUACACUAGAGCACAAACGUAAGUGGACACGAGUGUGUGGGUGCUACCUCUGUGAGUGUACAACGCAGCCUGAGACCCCAUUCCCAUUGUUUUCCCACUCUUUACAAACAGGAUGCCGCUCGUAAACCAAGGUAUUUUGUGUUUUUUUUUGCUCGUAAAUCAAAGCGCUCGUAAUCUGAGGUAUUACUGUAUUCUUAAAUUUGUUGAUUAUAGAAAAUACCGAUUACCUGAAGUUAAUUUUACAGCAGCUCACAAACUUUGUUACAGUUGACGUUAACCCUUUCUAUAUGUGACGCAGACGUUGGCGUCACAGCAUGGAAAGGGUCAAGAGGAAAUGGAAGGGGACUAAUCCUCUUGUAAACCUUUCAAUCCUCCUCUAAAUUCCUCUUAAUUCUCUUCCACUUCCUCUUAGGGUGCGACCACACUGCAUGCGGUUUGCUGGGAGGGUAGAGGGUAGCGGGACGCCUAUUGGGUCAGAGGCAAGAACAAACACAUUAUCUAAUAGGAGUGGCCAUACAGGACGCGGGUAGUGGGUAAGCUUGGAGGGAACCCGCUACCCACGUUCUAUAUGGCCACUCCUAUUAGAUAACGUGCUUGUUCUUGCCUCUGACCCGCUAGGCGUCCCGCUACCCUCUACCCUCCCAGCAAACUGCGUGCAGUGUGGCUGCACCCUUACAGAAAUUUAGAAGAGAAUGAAGAGGAAAUGGAAGAAGAUUAAGAGGUUUAAAAGAGGACUAAUGGUGAUGACGUCGGCGUCACCGGAUUGAAGGGGUUAAGAUUGGUGCUUGUAUUGAUGAUGAAGAAUCUACCUAAAUACAUAUAUUCUGUGUGUAUGGACUAAAAAUAUAUCUUUCAAUUUAUAAUGGAAAA
Eriocheir sinensis (Chinese mitten crab) is the source of this 6423-nucleotide messenger RNA. RefSeq lists its product as uncharacterized. Lineage: Eukaryota; Metazoa; Arthropoda; Malacostraca; Decapoda; Varunidae. Gene Ontology annotation, biological process: Mo-molybdopterin cofactor biosynthetic process. The record is from RefSeq and is a predicted model, not a curated record. Gene Ontology annotation, molecular function: cyclic pyranopterin monophosphate synthase activity; metal ion binding; GTP 3',8'-cyclase activity.